AUGGAUCCAGUCGUUCAGAAGCUGAAGGCACUGGGAUGUGAUGGGUCCAGAGAUAGUGUGAACGACCAGCUUAACCAACUGAAGCAGAAGAAGCGAGGCAACGCAGAAGAGGCAGCCCGAGAUGUUCAGGAGAAAUUCGUUGACUUCUCCUCUCUCCUCACGUGCAUUAACAGAAUGAUAUCUCUUACGAAGUCCAUCGACUUUCAUAGCGAGAAGUUUAGUGCUCUCACGGAAAAGUCAAUGGGAGUUUUUUCGGAUGUGAUUGCGCGCUGCAAGGCUAGAGACCAGCUUCAACUCAAGUACGAUCAGGCUAUGCAGCACGCCGAUUUCUUUAAACUAUCAGACGAAAUGGCGAGCUGCAUAUCCCUGGUUGAUUAUAUCGCUUCUGCUAACCAAGAGGACUUGAGGAUGUACUUGCAAUAUCUCAUCUCCCUCAAGAAUAAGUACUUCUAUCUCGAUAUGAAGGCAGCUAGCAAGGUAGAACUUCUCUCAACGGUAUUGACUCAAUUGGGACAACAGAAUGCUAUUCUUGGAGAAAAUCUAAAUAUGUUCUUGACACGGAUAGAUAUAAAGAAGCUAGAAGACUCCAACAUAUCUUCGAUCUUUGGUCAAAACGCAGUUGCGACGAAGCUCGUUCCAGAAAACUCUCAAAUCCUGAAUAAGAAGCUAAUGGACUUUGCUCCACGAUUCGAGACCUUACUCUACAAAUUUAUAGUUACGGAAGAAAUAGCGUUUGAUCCAAAGAUUUCUUUAAGCACCUUUGGAAAGCUAUGUAGCUAUGGUUAUACAUUCUCCGGAAACUUUAAGGAUGUCUUUAGUGACGCGAUUGUCUCUGAUGUCUUUCCCUUUUCUCUGUCUCUGACAACUGCGCUACCUUGGGACGUAAGGUAUGGCUUGGUGCAACGUAUUUCCUUUACAGGAAUGGCCGGUCUUUUGAGCGAGGAAAUACUGCGUCUCAUCCUUCUUAUUAUCUACAACCAGAUUGUGUUUGUUUUUUCCCUUAAUUACAUAUGCAUUGAGUGCACUCUUGAUGACGUAGAGCCUACCCUCCGUUCACCACCAGACUCUGCUCAAUCGACUCUUGACUCUCCACAGCGCCCUCCAAUGUCUCCCCUAUCGAAUGCAGGAUCUUCCAUUUCCGCUAUUAAGUCAGGCCUAAUCUCUAGCGAGCCAAGCCCGAUACCGAAACAACUCUCUAGUUCUCUUGUCUCGCCAGGUGGGACACAGCAGAAUAUAUAUUGUUGGUCCGAUUUUUUACUGUACGUCGGACUAAGGCCAAAAGAGCUCAUCCGUACCCAGAACAUGUGUUAUAUUGGACCGAUCUUAGAUCAGAAGCAGAUCCAGAUUCCAUUUGCAAAGGAGCUUCCAUUAUUCGAGCAAAUUGGGGACUCUUCAUUCUCUAGUCUUAUUUUGCAAUUGCUUCAUAUGAGCUCACCCAUCUCAACCUUACUAGCAAGCAAGCUUCAAAAGCCCGUCGACUUUUAUUUUGCAACAAUGCGGUAUUUCAUCGAUGGAUUGGGAUUUCUUGUCCGAACAAUCCCCGGACUGACCCAAGGCAUUGUAGCAUACAUCGUCAAUCUGCUUCUGAAGCAGAUUGCUCAAUUUGUUACUACACGCAGAACAGACAUAAUAAUCUUCAAUUCCAUUUGCCUUGAUGCGCUAAAUGCUGGAUAUCAUCUUCUAGAUGUUCUCGGUACACUGGGAGCAGGGUAUUCGAGAAUCAGCAAAGGAGCUUUUCAAUUUAUCUCUAGCCUAGAGGCAUCUGUAUUGAAGUCCUAUCUAUUCACUGCGCAAUCUGUUGCUAGAUCUAUCGGGACAUGUUCAGUCGUCAAUCCGUCGACAAUUCUUCGUGAGGGUACGCUUCCAGUAUGCUCUGUAGAUUCUCCCGAGCAGACCCCCCAGAUGAUGAGUCUUUCUCCUACUCUAAAAAUGGCUAAAGGACAGUCUUUCUCAGCAGAUGUAGCCUCAGACAUUAAAGGCAAUGCAUUUAUUCCCUUAGCAACAACUGUACGCAAUGAUGCAGCCUACUUAGCAUAUGAUUAUGGAAUUCUUAGGCAUGUCUAUUCCAUUUAUACUGGAGCUAUAAUAAAGCAAUGGGAUCAACGUGCCUCUAAUAACCAUAUAUCUGAACAGUCCAUUUCGCUGUGCAUACUCGCGAUUCUAUCUCUUUUGGAACAUGCUACGCUCUUUGUGUCCAGAAUGAAAAGCUCAACCGUGGAAGAUCUGAUAAGGGCCUUUUUGACUAUAAUCCAGGGAUAUAUGGGUGGGGCUAUCUUUAGCCUCCAUCUACUGAACGAAUACCAGUCGAAGACCUCCAGUUUUGAGCUGGGCAAGACUCGGAUAGGUGUACUUUCCGAUGCACAGCAGCCUAAUCAGUCUAACAAUUCGCUUCACUCGUUGAACUUUGAGGCACUUGAUAAGUCUUUUUAUAGAAAGCUAUUUGCCCAGCAUACGGCUCAAAGUAUAGAAGCUUCUCUUCAGCAGCUCAUUACUGAUAGUUUUAUUGUCCAAAGAAAUCUUCUCCCUCUUCUAGCAUCGAAGUUUGAUAUCAAUAUAGAGCUUUCCGCCAGCGCGUCUCUUCUAGGCCAGUUAUUCCUAGGGGUUUCGCUUCUUGACGAGCUACAAUAUUCCAUUGAAACCGCUAGCUCAUACUAUUCUGCAGACGCUAUCAUGGAGAUUCGCUCAGAGCUAGACACGUCGCAGCUUGUAGAUUUCUCUUUGCACAAGACACGCCAGUCCUAUGCUUUUGCUAGAAAUUGUUUUUCAGCAGAAAACAAGCCUGCAGACUAUGCAAAUCUAUAUUCGUUUGAUGAAUCUGGUGCAUUUUUCAGAGCUUGUCAGUCGACCUUUUUGGUUCUUAACACAGCCACAGAGUGUUACCUAGAGUUUCUACUGUAUAGUGUUUUCAGUGAAAUUGAUGAGUUGGUGCUUGAUAUACGGAAGCCUAAAAGUAUUGCUCUCUCUGGCGUGACAUACUCUUCUCUAAAUCAAAGAGUGGCGGCUGCUCUUCACAAAGAAGCAACUGAAACGAUAGUUAAUCCGGGGUCUAUUGAAUUCACUCCUCUUAUAAAUCAAAUCUUCUCAGUUGGAUGCUUACAUAAUGUUCUGGUGGCCGUUUCUAGAAUCAAGAAUAAGUUGGUACAGAACAAACUCAUCGACUGCUCCUCUAUGUGGUUGGGCGUCCGAGAGCGCAUGGUUUCAUACUUGAAGUAUUGUACGUGUGAUGUUCUGCCACUCUUGAAGGAAACAAAUUAUAUUAGCUUCGUGUUAAUCUUCAACUUUUUGUUCAAGGUCUUCUCCAACAGGGAGAUGCUAGAGUCAUGUAAUGAAGUUUCUGAGAUUCAAAGCACUCUUGAGCUUGUUAGUCAAACCUUACAAUUGAAAUUCAAACGGCUUCUGGAAGCUUAA
Molecule: messenger RNA, 3408 nt
Organism: Giardia duodenalis
Lineage: Eukaryota; Fornicata; Diplomonadida; Hexamitidae
Exons: 1
Coding region: 1-3408 (1135 amino acids)
Source: RefSeq, a predicted model, not a curated record